AAAUAUGUAGACUUCAAUAUGACGCGAGAGUGGAAAUGUAAAGUGACCAACGACAGAUAUUUGCUCCAUUUAUUCAGGGUUAUGCAAAUCGCCCGCAACCAACAAUGGUGUCUGCCGGAGCCUCCACCUACCGGGAUCGGACAUCGGAGUUUCGAUCUCUAUCCGACACAUUGAAGAAAUUUGGGCGAAUAUCUGCUGCCAAUCCAGAUCGAACAUAUCAGCACAACGAUCCAUCUACGUCUUCUAAACUACCGCUAACUCCUUCUUCAUAUCGAUCUGAAUUCAACAAGAAGGCUUCUCGUAUUGGAUUAGGCAUCCAUGAAACCUCCAAGAAAAUUGCCAGACUCGCCAAUCUGGGUAAAAAGUCAUCGAUCUUUGAUGAUCCCUUGAAGGAGAUUCAAGAAUUGACGGCCUUGAUAAAAAAUGAUAUAACAGCCCUAAAUGUAGCUGUUUCUGAUUUGCAAACUCUUCAGAACAUGGAAAUUGCUGAUGGUGAUUAUUCAGAAGACAGAGUUGUCCAUUCUACUGCUGUUUGUGAUGAUUUGAAGAACAAGCUCAUGGGAGCUACAAAGAAGUUUCAGGAUGUAUUAACAGCAAGGAGUGAGAACAUCAAGGCUCAUGAAAAUAGGAGACAAAUCUUCUCUACAAAUAUAUCAAGAGGGAACCCGUUAAGGCAGCAAACAGAGAAUGUGAUGGAGCCACCUCCUUGGUCGAGCCCAUCUAGAUCAUCUGCAAAUCAACCAUCUGAAUCUUCAGGAAGUGGAGUUCAAGUGGGCAACCAACUAAGACGAAGGUUAGCUGCUGAUACUACUCCUUCCCAGCAUAUGGAAGCGUCCAUGUUGCAGCAGCAGCAGGUGGUUCCGCAACAAGAGAACUAUUCUCAAAAUCGUGCAGUUGCUCUACAGAGUGUUGAGUCUACAAUUACAGAACUGAGUGGGAUUUUCACAAAUUUGGCUACAAUGGUUGCUCACCAGGGGGAGUUGGCUAUCAGGAUUGAUGACAAUAUGGAAGAAACUAUGUCGAAUGUUGAAGGUGCUCGUGGAGCUCUUUUGAAACAUUUAAACCGUAUAUCAUCAAACAGGUGGCUAUUAAUCAAAAUAUUUGCUAUUUUGAUAUUCUUUCUCAUUAUAUUCCUAUUUUUCCUGGCCUAGUUAGUACUCAAUAAUAUGUUUGUUUUGUUGUUAGAAAAAACAUAUUCUAUAGCUUUGCUUGUUUGUUUCUAAAGAGCAUCGUUGAGAGUGCCU
Cynara cardunculus var. scolymus (artichoke) is the source of this 1244-nucleotide messenger RNA. Its product is annotated as syntaxin-31. The transcript is spliced from 6 exons. The record is from RefSeq and is a predicted model, not a curated record. Gene Ontology annotation, molecular function: SNARE binding; SNAP receptor activity. Bases 105 to 1151 code for a protein of 348 amino acids. Gene Ontology annotation, biological process: vesicle fusion; intracellular protein transport; endoplasmic reticulum to Golgi vesicle-mediated transport. Lineage: Eukaryota; Viridiplantae; Streptophyta; Magnoliopsida; Asterales; Asteraceae. Gene Ontology annotation, cellular component: endomembrane system; Golgi membrane; SNARE complex.